Solanum stenotomum is the source of this 341-nucleotide messenger RNA. RefSeq lists its product as uncharacterized. Bases 15 to 341 code for a protein of 108 amino acids. The transcript is spliced from 2 exons. NCBI's taxonomy places the organism in Eukaryota, Viridiplantae, Streptophyta, Magnoliopsida, Solanales, Solanaceae. The record is from RefSeq and is a predicted model, not a curated record.
AAAAAUUACUCUCUAUGACAGCAAAAGACAUAUUUGACAUAACUUGCACUAAGCGGCAAUCAUUGUCUCUUGAUAAUGUCCAUCAGAUGUUGUCAAACAAAGUAUUCCAAAUUGAGCUAAGGAAGUCAUCUUGGGGCAGCUCAAAUAGCACGCAUGCAACUUUGUCCAUUCUUUCCUACAUGGAAAAGGAACAUACUCCACGGAGCACUACUGAUAGGAAUUCUAAAAAGAUAAGGCCUUUGGAAAAAAGUGAGGUGGAUGGGAUAGCAACAACUACUGCAGCUGGUUCUUCAAAUACAACGCCAAAAUUUGAACCACCCACACCAACCAAAAAAGUGUAA